UGUGGCCUACAUCUAUUUAAUAGAGCACAAUUAGAAUGCAUCAUAAGCGAUAACAGUCCAGAGUUCACGUGUGCAGACUAAAGGUUUAUGUAGAUAGCCGGUCCUCACAUUGUACGUUGGGUGGGGCCAAUAAGCGGAAUCUGUGCUGGUGAAUGUUCUUGCAGAGCUUCUGUGUUGGGCUUGUAAAGUCGUGGUCCUAAUCCUACCAUUAGGCAAAUCCGAUAAAGAAGAAGACCGUGACAAGCAAAGAUGGAAAAAGGACACCUAGGACCCGAGUCGGCACCUCCCUACCCCGGCCCAUACAACAACUACGGGGGUGCGGCGCCCCAGCCUGGGUUGUACCCGUCCCCUAAUGCAGGACCCCCACAUGUCGCUUACCAAGGAGGUCCGACUUCCACAGUGACUCAGGUGGUGGUCAUGCCAUCGCUGCAAGAUAGCCCAGGAAGAGCUCAGUGUCCCCACUGCCGGCAGAUCGUGGUCACCCAGACGGAACACAAAGCAGGCCUGAUGACUUGGGCCAUCUGUGGAGGACUCACACUCUUCGGGUGUUUUCUCUGCUGCUGCAUACCAUUCUGUGUGGACUCCUGCCAGGAUGUGGAGCACCACUGUCCAAACUGCCGUAAAACCGUCCAUGUCUACAAGCGAUGCUAAUGGUCACAUUUUUAAGCAGUGACUUUUUCACUACCAAAUCCGUGAAGGUCAUAUAAAUGCAUUAUCAAUUAGUCAGUAGUGAUUUAGUGCUAACAUGCAAACCAAUUUUUGUUUGCGGUGUUAAAUGCAAAAACAACACGUCUGCAAAGCUUGUUUGCAAAUAUUGUUCCACACGUAUUCAACUAACUGUAUGUUGCAGAAAUACAUUAAAAAAACAUAAUUUGCAAAGGUAA
Molecule: messenger RNA, 884 nt
Organism: Nerophis lumbriciformis (worm pipefish)
Lineage: Eukaryota; Metazoa; Chordata; Actinopteri; Syngnathiformes; Syngnathidae
Product: LITAF domain-containing protein-like
Cellular component (GO): cytoplasmic side of lysosomal membrane; cytoplasmic side of late endosome membrane; nucleus
Molecular function (GO): zinc ion binding
Source: RefSeq, a predicted model, not a curated record